GCGAAACGCACGUUCCGGUCACCGCUCAGCCGCCCUAACUCAGCCUCACCGCGCUGCACCGCCGGCAUAACAAAACGCACGGUGCCCUUCCGAACACAGUGUCCACACCACAGUGUACGCACAUCGCCGCGCGUAUCACACACUGUGAAGAUAAUAAUUAAACAUUAGAAGGUAUCGUAUCACUGAAGCGGAGUGACUCAAAACACAGAAGGAUAAGUUCAAUUCGGUCGUGGUUUAAAUAAUGUGGUCGGGCACCCAGCCCGUGGGUGUCGUGGUGGCGAGUACUUAGUAGAAGAUGCGUGUGUUGGCGCGAGCGGUGUUAGGCAUGCGAGUGUGCUGUGUUACUGUGCUAGCGGCGCUGGCGCUACGCACCGCUGCAGAAUCAGCGCCGCGACGCUUUCCCACCGAGUGGCGCGCUGGACGUGAACUACAGAUCCGAUCACGACCACUCCAAGAAAUCUUCGAACCGGACUCUGGCACCGAAACAGAAACUUAUACGUCACAGCAUGAGAUGCAUAAGGAUCGACGCAGGAUGCGCAAUAAUAAACGUGCGCUACACAUCCCCGCGGAACUGGCCAGCCAAAUGAUGCUACGAGCUUCGCGAUCCGGCCGCCCCUAUGACGUUCCACAAAUUGAAUGCCCACCGGCUGCGGAUGGAAUGGAAAGAUUCGCAUGUCCCACUCCUGAUCGCCAGGGACGUUAUAGAUGCAUUGACGAUCAUGUUCUUUGCGACGGCUUCAUAGACUGCCCCAACGGGGAAGACGAAGACCGACAAGCAUGCAUGUUCUAUAAAACGACAAAAGCCCACUUGGAUGUCCUGGCCGAUGCGCUUUUGCGAUGGGCGCGCGGUCGCUAAAUCUCAUCCUACCCGGAAUCCGAUUCGCUAGUGCUGACUCUAUAUAUCCUACAGUACUACACGGACAGACUGACGUUUUAUUGAUCGGUAAUGUGAAAUCUCAUUCAGUAAAGCUGCGAACAUCCGACGUAUUCGGACGCAACCAGUCGUAUUAAUGAGGAUAUGCGUAUAAUGAAACAUAUCAAGUAGAAGUGCAUUCCGUCAGACAACCACGUGUUGUGUCAGAAAUUCGGCAGCGAGCUAUUUGGAUAUACGGUUCAUGUGCACCGUCAAAACGAAGGGACUUGGAGUAUUUGCGAAUAUACGUGAGAGUUGAUAAUGCGACCUGGUUUCGUCCCAAUAAUCUGUGCGCAGUUAUUAUAUUUUUUGUCUUAUUUCGUACCUUCUAGCACUUAUUUAACUAAAAUGUGAGACUGGUAGUCGACAUUGUUAGUCGGUAGAUCGUACAUAUACAUAAAUAAAUAUUUUAGAUUAAAUUGACUUCAUUUUGACUUACACUAAUGUUAUUAUGGAUUUGUUGAAGUAUUUAUUCGCUCUAUGCAUUGACUCUGAAUUAAGUUAUUACAUUCCUUAUUAGAGGGUUGUUGAAAGAAGAUUGAUAAGAACGUGUAAAUAGGGAAAUCUAAUGAACUAUUUGUGUUUGUUGUGUACUCGGCCUAUUUUUGGCAAAAGGCGUCUGUUUUCAAUAGUGACUUUGGAAGCAGUCGCCGAAAUUUAAGACUUAUGCUGUUUUAAUCGUAUCUUUUAAGGUAUUGUUUUAUUCACAAGUUUAUUAUAUAAGUUACCAAGAAAACAAGCCGUCAUCACUCAGGCAGCUAUUAAUAUAAAGAAUUAGAAAUCCUAAAGAAUCACUAUAUUAAUUAAUGUGUAUCGAUUAUAAAUUAUUAAUUAUGUAGAUUUUUUCAUACGAAUAAUAAUAGUAAAGCUCUGACUGAAUGAAUUGCACUAAACGUUUGCUACCAAUAGCCCAGAAAACUAAAAUAAAAUCGUAUAAAAAUAACCUACGUUGAACAUGGCCGUACUGUAUUAAGAUGUUUUGUUCAAAAGAAAUUCAUAAAAUAGAAAAGCAAACCAGGUAAACAUUUUAUUUUAUAAAGCAAAGUAAAAAGUGUCUGUUAUUUUUAACGAGAAUUCUUUGGUUCACUUAACAAGACCUUUAUUA
Messenger RNA from Danaus plexippus (monarch butterfly), 2018 nucleotides. RefSeq lists its product as uncharacterized. The transcript has 4 exons. Gene Ontology annotation, cellular component: terminal bouton. Bases 296 to 856 code for a protein of 186 amino acids. NCBI's taxonomy places the organism in Eukaryota, Metazoa, Arthropoda, Insecta, Lepidoptera, Nymphalidae. Gene Ontology annotation, biological process: positive regulation of MAPK cascade. The record is from RefSeq and is a predicted model, not a curated record. Gene Ontology annotation, molecular function: transmembrane receptor protein tyrosine kinase activator activity; protein binding.